GGCCGUUGCCGCAGUGACAGUGCUGGGGGAGUCCGAAGAUGGCGGCGUCGCGUCGCUCUCAGCAUCAUCACCACCAUCAUCAACAACAGCUCCAGCCCGCCCCAGGGGCUUCGGCGCCCCCGCCGCCGCCUCCCCCCCCACUCAGCCCUGGCCUGGCCCCGGGGACCACCCCAGCUUCCCCAACAGCGGGUGGCCUGGCCCCCUUCGCCUCCCCGCGGCACGGCCUAGCGCUGCCGGAGGGGGAUGGCAGUCGGGAUCCGCCCGACAGGCCUCGAUCCCCGGAGCCGGCUGACAGUACCAGCUGUUGCAGUACCACCAGCACUGUCUGCACAGCCGCCGCCGCCGCUCCCGGGGCCCCGGCGGUUUCCGCUUCAUCUGCCGUCGGGGUCGCUCCCAACCCAGCCGGCGGUGUCAGUAACAAUUCACCGUCGUCCUCUUCUUCCCCGACUUCUUCCUCAUCUUCCUCUCCAUCCUCCCCUGGAUCGAGCUUGGCGGAGAGCCCCGAGGCGGCAGGAGUUAGCACCACAGCAACAUUGGGGCCUGGGGCGGCGGGCCCUGGGCCAGGGGUCCCGGCUGUAAGCGGGGCCUUACGGGAACUGUUGGAGGCCUGUCGCAAUGGGGACGUGUCCCGGGUAAAGAGGCUGGUGGACGCGGCAAACGUGAAUGCUAAGGACAUGGCCGGCCGGAAGUCUUCUCCCCUGCACUUCGCUGCAGGUUUUGGAAGGAAGGAUGUCGUAGAACACUUACUACAGAUGGGUGCUAAUGUCCAUGCCCGUGAUGAUGGUGGUCUCAUCCCGCUUCAUAAUGCCUGUUCUUUUGGCCAUGCCGAGGUCGUGAGUCUGUUACUAUGUCAAGGGGCCGAUCCAAAUGCCAGGGAUAACUGGAACUAUACCCCUCUGCACGAAGCUGCUAUUAAAGGGAAAAUCGACGUAUGUAUUGUGCUGCUGCAGCACGGAGCCGAUCCCAACAUUCGGAACACGGAUGGGAAAUCAGCCCUGGACCUGGCCGACUCUUCAGCCAAAGCUGUCCUUACAGGUGAAUACAAGAAAGACGAACUCCUAGAAGCUGCUAGGAGUGGUAAUGAAGAAAAACUAAUGGCUUUACUGACUCCUCUGAAUGUGAACUGCCAUGCAAGUGAUGGGCGAAAGUCUACGCCUCUACAUCUAGCAGCGGGCUACAACAGAGUACGCAUAGUUCAGCUUCUUCUCCAGCAUGGUGCUGACGUCCAUGCAAAAGACAAAGGAAAGGGAGAUGAAACAAAUUCAUCCAGUAAUUCUGGUAUUCCAGUAAUGUGGCUGUCCUGUUCAUCUGGUGUUGGACUUGUGCCUCUUCAUAAUGCAUGUUCAUAUGGACAUUAUGAAGUCACAGAACUGCUACUAAAGCACGGGGCUUGUGUCAACGCGAUGGACCUCUGGCAGUUCACCCCGCUCCAUGAGGCCGCCUCCAAGAACCGUGUGGAAGUCUGCUCUCUGUUGCUUAGCCAUGGCGCUGACCCCACGUUAGUCAAUUGCCAUGGCAAAAGUGCUGUGGAUAUGGCUCCGACUCCUGAGCUCCGGGAGCGGUUGACUUAUGAAUUUAAAGGUCAUUCUUUACUACAAGCAGCCAGAGAAGCAGACCUAGCCAAAGUUAAAAAAACACUUGCUUUGGAAAUCAUUAAUUUCAAACAACCACAGUCUCAUGAAACUGCCCUGCACUGUGCUGUGGCCUCCCUGCAUCCCAAACGAAAACAAGUGACAGAACUGUUACUUAGAAAAGGAGCAAACGUUAAUGAAAAAAAUAAAGAGUUCAUGACUCCCCUGCAUGUCGCAGCAGAAAGAGCUCACAAUGAUGUCAUGGAAGUUCUGCAUAAGCAUGGAGCAAAGAUGAACGCGCUGGACACGCUGGGUCAGACUGCUCUGCACAGAGCUGCCCUCGCAGGCCACCUGCAGACCUGCCGCCUCCUGCUGAGUUACGGCUCCGAUCCCUCCAUCAUCUCCUUACAAGGCUUCACGGCAGCACAGAUGGGGAACGAGGCCGUGCAGCAGAUCCUGAGCGAAAGUACACCUAUACGAACUUCUGAUGUUGACUAUCGACUCUUAGAGGCAUCUAAAGCUGGAGACUUGGAAACUGUGAAGCAACUUUGCAGCCCUCAAAAUGUGAAUUGCAGAGAUUUGGAGGGUCGGCAUUCUACGCCUCUACACUUCGCAGCGGGCUACAAUCGUGUGUCUGUUGUGGAGUACCUGCUCCACCACGGGGCCGAUGUGCACGCCAAAGACAAGGGUGGCUUGGUGCCCCUUCACAACGCCUGUUCAUACGGCCACUAUGAGGUGGCUGAGCUGUUGGUAAGGCACGGGGCGUCCGUCAAUGUGGCGGACUUGUGGAAAUUCACCCCUCUGCACGAAGCAGCAGCUAAAGGAAAAUAUGAAAUCUGCAAGCUCCUUUUAAAACAUGGCGCAGACCCAACCAAAAAGAAUAGAGAUGGAAACACGCCGUUAGAUUUGGUGAAGGAGGGAGACACGGACAUCCAGGACCUGCUGCGGGGAGACGCCGCCUUGCUGGACGCGGCUAAGAAGGGCUGCCUGGCCAGGGUGCAGAAGCUCUGCACGCCCGAGAACAUCAACUGCAGGGACACCCAGGGCCGGAACUCGACCCCUCUGCACCUGGCAGCAGGCUACAAUAACCUGGAAGUGGCUGAGUACCUUCUGGAGCACGGAGCAGAUGUUAAUGCGCAAGACAAAGGUGGUUUAAUUCCUCUUCAUAAUGCAGCGUCCUAUGGGCAUGUGGACAUAGCAGCCUUGUUGAUAAAAUACAACACGUGUGUAAACGCGACAGAUAAGUGGGCGUUUACUCCUCUACAUGAAGCAGCCCAGAAAGGGAGGACGCAGUUGUGUGCCCUACUCCUAGCACAUGGUGCAGAUCCAACUAUGAAGAACCAGGAAGGUCAGACUCCUUUAGAUCUGGCAACGGCUGACGACAUCAGGGCUUUGCUGAUAGACGCCAUGCCCCCGGAGGCCUUACCCACCUGUUUCAAACCUCAGGCCACCGUCGUGAGUGCCUCGCUGAUCUCACCAGCAUCCACCCCCUCCUGCCUGUCUGCUGCCAGCAGCAUUGACAACCUCACUGGCCCCUUAGCGGAGCUGGCAGUGGGAGGAGCGUCCAACACAGGGGACGGGGCUGCGGGCGCCGAGAGGAAAGAAGGAGAAGUUGCAGGUCUUGACAUGAAUAUCAGCCAAUUCCUGAAAAGCCUUGGUCUUGAACACCUUCGGGACAUCUUUGAAACCGAACAGAUUACACUAGAUGUACUGGCUGACAUGGGUCACGAGGAGUUGAAAGAAAUAGGCAUCAAUGCAUAUGGACACCGCCACAAAUUAAUCAAAGGAGUAGAAAGACUCUUAGGUGGACAGCAAGGCACCAACCCUUAUCUGACUUUUCACUGUGUGAAUCAGGGAACUAUUUUGCUGGAUCUUGCUCCAGAGGAUAAGGAAUAUCAGUCAGUAGAAGAAGAGAUGCAGAGUACCAUUCGAGAACACAGAGAUGGCGGUAAUGCUGGUGGCAUCUUCAACAGAUACAAUGUCAUUCGAAUUCAAAAAGUGGUCAACAAGAAGCUGAGGGAGCGGUUCUGUCACAGACAGAAGGAGGUGUCCGAGGAGAACCACAGCCACCACAACGAGCGCAUGCUGUUUCACGGUUCUCCUUUCAUUAACGCCAUUAUUCAUAAAGGGUUUGACGAGCGACAUGCAUACAUCGGAGGAAUGUUUGGUGCCGGGAUUUAUUUUGCCGAAAACUCCUCCAAAAGCAACCAGUAUGUGUAUGGCAUUGGCGGGGGGACAGGCUGCCCCACACACAAAGAUCGCUCGUGUUACAUAUGUCACAGACAAAUGCUUUUCUGUAGAGUGACCCUUGGCAAAUCCUUUCUGCAAUUCAGCACCAUGAAGAUGGCUCACGCGCCUCCGGGGCAUCACUCAGUGAUCGGCAGGCCGAGUGUGAACGGGCUGGCGUACGCCGAGUACGUCAUCUACAGAGGCGAACAGGCCUACCCGGAGUAUCUCAUCACUUACCAGAUCAUGAAGCCAGAAGCGCCUUCGCAAACCGCCACAGCCGCCGAGCAGAAGACCUAGUGAAGGCCCCCCGGGGAAAGGCCAGAUCGGAUUUAAACUUGGGACUGGAUUACAGUGGAUCAUUUCCAACAAAAUCAAUACUCCGUAAAUCCCUGACAGCCUAGAAAUAAGCUGUUUGUCUUUUAUAAAGCAUUGCUGUAGUGAUGAAUACAGUAUGAGUAACUGAUCCGUGCUCAACUGCUACUGUUCCCUCUGAGGAAAUGUUUACAGGGCGGCCUUGGACAGAUCUCAGGCUCAUUUGCAUUGCACCUGUCCAUUUCUCAAACAAGAUUGCCUGAUCUGGGCCUGGAAAUGGAAAAAAAGACAUAACAUAUACUUCCCCAAACUUCACAAUUUACACACUACGUUUGCUUUGUCACAUAUGGCACGUGUAUGUAACAAAUACAUAUGUCAGGCUCAUUUUAAAUGUUUUCUAAACAUGCAUCAUUCUUUUUU
Suricata suricatta (meerkat) is the source of this 4532-nucleotide messenger RNA. It is a transcript of the gene TNKS, whose product is annotated as tankyrase. The record is from RefSeq and is a predicted model, not a curated record. Bases 39 to 4097 code for a protein of 1352 amino acids. NCBI's taxonomy places the organism in Eukaryota, Metazoa, Chordata, Mammalia, Carnivora, Herpestidae. The transcript has 28 exons. Gene Ontology annotation, biological process: protein localization to ciliary inversin compartment. Gene Ontology annotation, cellular component: ciliary inversin compartment; cytoplasm; nucleus. Gene Ontology annotation, molecular function: protein binding; NAD+ poly-ADP-ribosyltransferase activity.